GUCAACCUCAACGAUCUCCAGGCAACCUCGGACGGAAAGUCCCGACAGGAACAUGUUCUCAUCCUGACUCCUCUCAAGAACGCCCAGCCUUAUCUUGCACGCUAUUUUGAGCUGAUUGACCGGAUGACCUAUCCAAAGCAUCUGGUAUCCAUCGCAUUCCUGGUCUCGGACACAACUGACGAGACUGUCCAGAUCCUAAAAGACCAGGCAGAUGUGUUUCUCAAUCGCAGGGAUCCUAGGAACAGAUACCAUCAUAUUGCGAUAUAUGAAAAAGAUUUUAAAUUCGAUAUGCCAGAAAAUGAGCGCCACAAAUUCGAGCUUCAGCCUGUUCGUCGCUCGUUUAUGGCUCGAUCUCGUAAUUACCUCUUGACUGCUGCACUUCGUGAAGAACAUGCAUGGGUACUUUGGCUGGACGUAGAUGUGGUUGAAUAUCCGGCCGGGAUCCUCGAGGAUCUUCAAAGUGUUGACGUUGAUAUUGUUGUACCAAACUGUCUUCGGGAGACAGAAGAUGGCUCAUUUUGGGGAUAUGAUAAAAAUAACUGGCAGGAAACUGAACAGUCUCUGGCGAUCCAACGUGAUCUUGAUCCUGACUAUGUAUUACUUGAAGGCUAUUAUGAGUUCCUUACUGGUCGGUAUUUGAUGGUAGACAUGGAGACACAUCUUCCAAAACUCAAUAAGGUUCCUUUGGAUGGUGUGGGAGCAACUUUUACACUUGUAAAGGCCAAUGUACAUCGGGAAGGCGCCAAUUUCCCUCCCUAUGCAUUCCAACAUCAGGUUGAAACAGAGGGGUUUGCAAAGAUGGCCAAAGCCAUGGGAUUUGGAGUCUAUGGUCUACCCAGUUACAUUAUUUAUCACAUC
Molecule: messenger RNA, 858 nt
Organism: Phycomyces blakesleeanus NRRL 1555(-)
Lineage: Eukaryota; Fungi; Mucoromycota; Mucoromycetes; Mucorales; Phycomycetaceae
Product: glycosyltransferase family 62 protein
Exons: 5
Biological process (GO): cell wall mannoprotein biosynthetic process; protein N-linked glycosylation
Cellular component (GO): mannan polymerase complex
Molecular function (GO): alpha-1,6-mannosyltransferase activity
Source: RefSeq, a predicted model, not a curated record